AUGACCUACGUGGGUGGUGCACCGCCCCAGGAGGGCUAUCAGGACGAUGGCCAGCAAUACCAUCAAAACCAACAGGAUAUGGGCUACCAACAGGACAUCCCCGUCUAUCAAUACGAGCAAGACGGCCAGUUUCCCGUCUAUCAACAGGAUUUUGUCGAGGCACCCGUGGAAGAGCAUGUUAUCGAGGAAUCGGGCGGCUACAUGGAUUCGAAUGCGCCAAAAACGACUGUCAAGUGGAAAAAAGUACAAAAUACCUCCGGACCGACCCCGAGACCCCGCCAUGGCCAUCGCGCUGUCGCCAUCAAGGACCUGAUGAUCGUAUUUGGAGGCGGAAACGAGGGAAUUGUGGAUGAAAUGCAUGUCUAUAACACUACCACCAACCAAUGGUUCGUGCCGUCAGUACGUGGUGACGUGCCGCAGGGCAGCGCCGCUUUUGGCAUCGUCUGCAACGCCAACCAGAUUUUCAUUUUCGGUGGAAUGGUCGAGUAUGGGAAGUAUUCGGCUGAACUUUACGAGCUCCAGGCGAACCGCUGGGAAUGGAGAAGGCUUCGCCCGAGAGCCCCGCGCGCAAGCGAGCCGCCAUGCGCUCGACUUGGCCAUUCGUUUACGAUCACCUCACAGCAGGUCGCAUAUGUGUUUGGUGGUCUGGCCAACGACUCCGCUGAUCCGAAGACAAACGUCCCACGAUAUCUGAACGAUCUGUUUUCGAUUGACCUGCGACAGGCCUCUGGUCAACUUCUCCAAUGGGAGACACCCCAGACUUACGGCACGCUGCCCGAGCCGCGUGAAUCCCAUGCGGCCGUCAUCUCUGAGGGCACCGGCCACCGACGGCUCCUGAUUUUCGGUGGUAUGAACGGAGUUCGUCUCGGUGAUCUCUGGAUGCUUGACCUUGAUACGAUGUCUUGGGAUUCGCCUCAAAUGGAUGGCCCCGUACCACUGCCCCGCUCUCUUCAUACGGCUUGUCUCAUCGGACCAAAGAUGUUCAUCUUCGGCGGAUGGGUCCCGAUGCUCUCCGAAGAUGCGAUUAACUUCAACAACAAGGAGUGGAAAUGCACCAACACUUUGGCUUGCCUCAACAUCGACACGUAUUGCUGGGAACAUUUGUCGCUGGAUGAUGCUCAAGUUUCCGAAACUUCCGACAUGGUCCCACGUGCACGCGCCGGCCACAGCGCCGUCGUCAUCAACAACCGAAUGUUCGUCUGGUCGGGCAGGGACGGCUACCGCAAAGCCUGGAACAACCAGGUGUGCUGUAAAGACAUGUGGUACCUGGAGACGGAGCGGCCCGCGCAGACGGGCAAAGUGCAGCUCGUGCGGGCGAGCCUCGGAUCGCUCGAGGUCUGCUGGCCGUCGGUGCCCAACGCCGAGGCCUACAUCCUCCAGAUCCAGAAGGUCGAGAAGGGCGCCAUUGAGGAGGCUAUUCAGAAUCCGGCCGGCACGAUGCCUAUGACGCGUCCAAUGGUGCAAGGCGGCAUUCAGGCUCGUCUGCCCAUCGCCCGCGGCAACAUUGUCGGCACCAACUCGCAGAAAGUCAUCAUGCACCGAACUCCGCAAGGCCAGAUCAUGAAGAUUGUACGCCCAGCUGGGGCCACGAUGAUCCCUGCCGGCGGGGGCCAACAAGUCGUCCGCGUCGUCAAGCAGAAUAUGGGUGGCGCCCCAGUUGGCGCUCAAAUGCAGCGUCCUGGCAUCAAACCCACCUUUGUCAUCAAGUCCCAGGGCCAGAUGGCGAUGCCCAGCCAGCAGCAAAACCGUGUCGUCUACGUCUCUCAGACCGGAGUGCCGCAGCAGCAGCAGCUUCUGCAAGCCGAACCGCAAACCGUCCACAUCUCUCAGCCUGGCCCCGGAAUUUCGACGCAAGGCACCACCUACACCCAGCCGCAGAUGACCCAAGAUGAUGGUGGUCUGCCUCAUGAUUUGCUCGACGAGGCGGCGGAAGCGGCCGAUAUCCCUUGCCCUUCGCCACCCAAGGACGCGAAACCGCUUGCCGGUGAAUCGAUGGAGAUACCACGCUCUAACGGAGAUGAGAAUGCAGCGGGCGAGGAGAAUGUUGGUGGAGGGACAAACGCUGCUGAAAAUGCCGAAGUUCCUACCCUUGUCGAACAGUCCCAGACCGCGAUGCCGGAAGCACAAGGAUCCGCGGAGGGUGCUGACGUAGCGCCAGUAGAACAGUUCGACGCCGCGGCAGCGGAUGCGCAACCGCAGCAGCACGAGCAACCGGUGGAACCCGUUCCGGCAGAGGCUGACGUUCCUCAGGCUAGCGCGGGGCCCGCCGAGCCGGCUCCUGCCGAUGAACCGAUGCCCGAACACUACGAUCCCGAUGAAUCUGACCCAUCGUUCGGCCUGAUCCCCACCAGCACCACCGAUUCUUCCAACAGCAAUGUUGAUCUGCCAGGGGCUCAAGCCAGUAUGGCCUGCGAAAAUCUCAGCGAGUUGAACACCGACUAUCCAGCGCCCACGCCGGCACAGAUCAAGGCCGAAUUCGAUCAUCAGGCUUCCGUCCAUCGGCAAUACGAGGCCUCCGAGCACAAACCAUCGAACUAUUCGAGCAGCCAGUCACAAUCUGAUACCACUCUCCCGGAUGAGAAAAAUAUUGAUACCAAAAACGAAUGGUUGGACGUUGGAAUGAUCAAGGGCAACCAGUGCAACGUCACCCACUUCUUCUUGCCCUCCGAGGCCUCGCUGGAGGAACGCUACGGGAACGAUUUUGACACGGGGCUUCCGGCUGGUCUCAAUCUGCGCAAAGGCGCUCUUGAGUCCGGCACCGCAUACCGCUUCCGCGUCGCCGCCUUGAAUUCCGUGGGUCGGGGUGAAUGGAGCGAAAUUACGGCAUUCAAGACUUGCCUGCCUGGUUUCCCUGGCGCUCCUUCAUCGAUCAAGAUUGCAAAGGGCAUUGAUGGCGCUCAUCUCACGUGGGAGCCCCCGGCGAACGCAGCUAUUAGCGGCCGUAUCAUCGAGUACUCUGUCUAUCUGGCCGUCCGCAACCAGGCCAACACCGGCGAGUCGCAUCUGGCCUUCAUGAGAGUUUACAUGGGCUCCGAACCGAAUUGUGUCGUCAACCAGGCCAGCCUCAGCUCUGCUUGCGGAUACGGCCCGGCCACGCAGGUCAGAUGGUUGCAGGAGCAGCGUAUGGCCCCCAACGUUGCCAAUAGGUAUCCGGUCAGCAGUGUUCCCGCCCAACCCGCCGGCUCCUACUAUCCCCCGAAGAGGGUACGAAUGGAC
Messenger RNA from Mesorhabditis spiculigera, 3216 nucleotides. NCBI's taxonomy places the organism in Eukaryota, Metazoa, Nematoda, Chromadorea, Rhabditida, Rhabditidae. The record is from the annotation of a GenBank genome assembly.